AUGGCGGCGGGAAAGUCGAUUUUAUAGACAAUGUUGAAAACUGACAAAAAGCUCCGUUUGAAGACUAAAAGUGGAAGAGUUUUGAAUGUAGUGAGAGAGCACUACUUGAGGGAUGAUAUAGAUUGUCACAGUCAAGCUUGUAACAAGCAUAAUAGAGAAUCCGGCGAUGUACUGUUGUCAUCAGAUCUCGUUCAUUAUGUCGUCCCAGAUGUUAAUGUGACUUCGUCUUUUCUUGAGAUCUUUGAGUUUCCAGAGAUUCAAGGAGUAUUGUUCUUUCAAACUGUACUCAAUCAUGUUCAGCAUCAUGGAAGCAGGAAGCUUUUCAACAGAUUAAAAGCAUUGAUCAAAGACACAMGACAACAAUGUGUUGUCUUUUCAAAUGAGUUUUGCCAGGGAGCAUAUGCAGAAAGGAAUUCUGGAGARUCUCUCCAGGAAUGGCAACAAAGGAGUAUAUAUUCUGGUGCAGUGUGGUAUCACAGUCAUCUUGAUUGUAAAAUUCCAAUUGUUAUUGUAUCAAACGACAAAGAGUUAGUUGAAUCAUAUGGCAACAAGACACUUGGUAUAUUUGUAAUGACYGUGGAUGAUUAUCUAAAUGGUUUUUACCCCAGUGAGAGUGCAGUACAUGACCUAUAUGAAUCACUUCACGCAGCCAUUCAUGAKRCACAUGACACACAUGUUAAUGUUGAUUCACAUCUCAAACAAUACAAAGAGUAUCUUCCUUUGGAUGUCCUUGAAGCWGGAAUCAAAUCUGGACGCUACCAUCGAGGAUGUCUGAAUGUAAACAAACAUAAUGCCCAAUCAGAAGCAUUCAUACAAAGACAAAGUAUUGGUGUAUCGACUGGCAAAGAUGUAUCACUGUCUGACAUCCUCUUAGAAGGGACACCUCACAGAAAUCGUGCUGUUCACGGGGAUGUUGUGGUAGUAGAACUAUUUCCUAAGACUCUAUGGAAAGGAAAGUCAAAAUCUUUAAAGUCUAAUGAAGAAGAUUCAUCACAACAUGGAAGUGAAGUUAGUGACGUCAUGCCAACUGGUAACGUGGUAGGGGUACUUCAGCGGAAUUGGAGAGAUUAUGUAGCUUCAUUUUCCGAGUUUGCGGAGGUUCAAGGGCAAAGGCGAAGUGCUGGCAAGGUUUUGGUGGUUCCCUGGGACUAUCGUAUUCCUAAAAUACGCAUUUCAACGCGACAGGCAGAUGCAUUACGAGAUCACAGAAUUGUGGUCCGCAUUGACUCAUGGGACGUGACGUCAAUGUAUCCCAACGGCCAUUUCGUGCGUUCGCUGGGUCCAAUUGGAAGUUUAGAUACAGAAAUCGCGACUAUUAUGCUGGAGCAUCAGUUGUUUGCGCCCCCGUUCACUGAUGGUCAGCUGAAAGAGUUACCAAGCAACAGUGUCAAUGAGCCAUGGGUGAUGGACCCUGACGAAAUUAAACGUAGAAGAGAUUUGAGAGGUUCUCAUCUGGUGUUCAGCAUCGAUCCCAAAGGGUGCGAGGACGUGGAUGACACGUUAUCAGUCAGGAGUUUUGGACGAGGAAAGCUCGAGUUUGGUGUCCAUAUAGCUGAUGUGACUUACUUUGUCAAGCCUGGGUCGUUAACCGAUGCUGAAGCUCGUUCAAGGUCCACUACCGUAUACUUAGCUGACAGACGGUACGAUAUGCUUCCCGAAGUACUCAGCGCGGACUUAUGUUCUCUCAUCAGCGGUGUUGAUAGAUAUGCAAUGAGUGUGAUUUGGGAGAUGGACUCUAAUUAUAAAGUCCUCAAGACCUGGUACGGACGAACUGUCAUUAGAUCUUCUUAUAAGCUGUUUUACGAGGCAGCGCAAGCCAUAGCUGAUCAAAACGACUCUGAUCUAGAACUCAUGAAAGACAUUCCUGAGUUACAGCAUCUUGACCCAAAUAAAGCUCUAGAAAAAAUGAAAGAGCUGCGAUGGUCCGUCAAAAAACUAAUGGACGUUGCACGGCAUUUGAAAUCCAUGAGAACAGUUGAAGGUGCGCUUGAACUGGAGGGCUCAGAAGUCCAAGUACAGCUCAACGAAAACAAGGACAUCAAAGACUUGACACCAAAAAAGCCUUUAGAGGUCCACGAGACGAUUGCCGAGUGUAUGAUAUUUGCCAAUCAUUGGGUUGCUAAGAAAAUAGCACAAGUGUUCCCUACGGCUGCUCUGUUGCGUCGUCACCCUCUCCCACGCCAGCAGUAUUUCUCUAACCUCGUGCACUGCGCAAAAUCCAAAGGCUUUACUGUCGACUCAAGUUCCAAUAAAACACUUGCUGAUUCUUUGGAUGAAUGCGUCGACGCGAAGGAUCCUACAUUUAAUAAGAUUCUACGUACCCUAGCGACACAAGCGAUGUCUAAUGCGUUGUACUUCUCGACGGGUUCCGARUCUCCUGACGAGUAUUUUCAUUAUGGACUGGCUUUGGAUCGCUAUACUCAUUUUACAUCUCCUAUACGCAGAUACGCAGACGUUAUUGUUCAUAGGCUGCUUUUGGCAGCGGUGGAAACUGGUGACAAGGAACAUUUAUUAAAUAACGAAGAGCUUGAGGAUCUGUGCCAUCACAUCAACACUAAACACCGGGAAGCCCAAAUUGCACAGAAGGAAUCCGUCGAGAUGUUUGAAUCUCUUUUCUUUCGGUCCCUUGACGAUAACGACGAUCGACGWUUGGUUGAUGCUGUUGUCUUUAGUCUUCGAGCUAAUGGUGUACUAGURUUUGUACCAAGGUACAGCCUUAAGGGGCCAGUAUAUCUUAAAAACAAAGAUGGUCACGUUGUCRCGCCGUCGGAUCACGCAAACGAAGAGGUGACUUUCGGGCCAGGUUCACUGGUUCAACACGAGUACCAMAUCGCUGUACAUAACUCUUCUGGUGUUUUCCAGUUUCGCCUGUUCGACCACAUACAGGUCCGAGUGACCGUGUUGGAGUCCAAGUCSCACAGUCAGUCUCUCAAAAUGGACCUUGUGUCCCUAGUUACUAGACCCAGUCCACCAUCGGGGAUGAUCUCAGAGGAAAUGACGUCAUCAAACAAGAUGAAGCGAUCAGAGCUGAUUAAGGAAGUACAAAGCAGCCAAGAAACCACAAAGGAAGACAUCGAACUUAACGAUGAAUACAAGCGGUUUUUGUCGGAGUACGGCCAGACACACCCCACCGUCAGUAUGUACUGCUUGAUGGAACAAUUGCGAGAAUUGUCACUCUUGGAUGAUGAGURACGUCAUCUCGAAGCCACCAGAAAAUGACGCAAUUAAUUACAGAAUCUACAUGACGUCAUAACUUCAUGUGAUGCUAUUGAUUUAGAUCAAACCUAUCUCAGUGAAACAUCAAUGACGUCAUUAUCCUUCCCGUAUAUYGUGACGUCAUUAUUUCACAAAGAACUAUUUAUCAAGAGCGCUUAGUGACGUCAACAUCGWAACGAUACAGUGACGUCAUAGAUUGACGACAUGUGCUGUGUAAAUUAAAUUUGGUAGACAUGAAAUAUAACAUUAUCAAUAUGACGUCACACGUGAUGUAGUUUACUACUAGAUGGAUCGACUUGUUGAUGUCCCUUGUGAAUUUAUUCAAAAUAGUUUUUCAAAGAUAAUUAAGUCGUUGCUCUGUAUAAAUAUGAAAUCAUUUCUUAUUUACGAUUCAAAAUCCUUKAGAUAAUCUCAAAAACUGACUUCGAUUCUAGUUUGAAUGUAAAUCCAACCUUGAAGACGUUACUGUCGUCAYGGGAAUUAAAGUCGACAAUUAACUUUAUAAAAAAGAAGCUAAUAAAGUCAUUUAUCUGAAUUAUAUAAAGAGCAAAAACAUAUUUGCUUUGGAGGGAAAAUGAAAUGAGAAUUGCGAUAAUGUGAAAUGAGAA
Molecule: messenger RNA, 3824 nt
Organism: Exaiptasia diaphana
Lineage: Eukaryota; Metazoa; Cnidaria; Anthozoa; Actiniaria; Aiptasiidae
Product: DIS3-like exonuclease 1
Exons: 31
Coding region: 31-3219 (1062 amino acids)
Biological process (GO): rRNA catabolic process
Cellular component (GO): cytoplasmic exosome (RNase complex)
Molecular function (GO): RNA binding; 3'-5'-RNA exonuclease activity
Source: RefSeq, a predicted model, not a curated record